UGUUUGAUUGGAGUUCCACUUCUUUUUCUUUGUAUUUAUGUAUAGUUACUUUAACCUAACAGAUCUGAUUAAGCUAUGAUUUUUAUGUGAAAAACUCCUCUUGGGUAAUGUAUAUUAAAGUACAGUUUCAUUUAACACUGGCCAAGUUUGAUACAAGAAAAUGGCCUCAUAAGACUGAAACAAAUAGUUACUGGAACAACCCCUAAACCCCUAAAGGACAGGAACAUUCCUCAUGGACACCCCUCCAACCUGGGCUGGUUUUCACAAUUCAGUGAAAAUAGGUCAUGUUCCAUCAAUUUCUCAACUCUGCUUUGACCAACUACUUAACAUGUAAUAGCAUCACACUUAUCAAUUCUUCCUCUUCAAUCUUCUGCCACCGUGAACUUUGGAAAAUUUGAAAUUUGAAAUUAUAGGUCAACUAUAGAAGCCACCUGCCUCUACAUUGCAUCAACUAUAGACACCAUCCACCCUAUAAGGGUUAAACCAGUAAAGUGCCUGGAAGGCGAUUGACGAGCGAAGCUGUCAGUAAUGAAACAGUGGAAGCACCCUGCAGAUUGUGCACUUGACUAAUAUUCAGAUCACUCUAGCAAAAAACAUUGCAAGAGUCGAAUGGUUGUGCUAUGUACUGUUGGAUAGGAAAUUUCAUUUUGUGUUUAUUGGUGUCCACUUUUGUUGAGACAAACAAAAGUUGAUGAAAACCUGCAAAAACUGAAGUUUGGUUUACAAAAUCCCAAUUUUGACACACUUCUACUUUUUACAAGUUACCCUUUGACUUCAGCCAAUAGAAGAGAUGAAAGCUAUAUCAUAUAAAAUUGAUAGAGUUGUGUUGUCAUAUGGUGCAAAUUUUGUUACAAUCGGCUAUGUUGUUGAAGAGAUAUUAGUGUUUGAAGAGUGUUAUAGUUGAGCUGGGCUGGAUCAGGCAGCUCAAAAUGAAACAACAAUCUCCUUAGAAAACUUUGCUUUGCUUUAUAUAAAAAAUCUGAUGUAAAUCAAGUAAAUAGAUUUUUUAUUUUAUUUGUUUUAAAUCAUGAUUUUAUUCAACUCUUGUACAAAUAUGUUUUGUUACUUUUGUUAUGUUAGUUUUAAUUGCAAUGUUGCUUUCAAGGGACAAGAAUGUACAGCAAGAACUUGCAGAACUCGGACAGAAGUGAAUUACUGGAUCUGAACACCUGAUUAGGUAAAGAAGCACAGCUGCACAAGCAAAGAAGAAACACUACUACCAUGAAUGCCCAAGACUUGUAUGACAAUGUGCUGCAGGGAAGGGAGUCCCAAGAGUGACACCACCAUUGAUGAGACACCCGAGGACAACCUCUGGCUACAACUGGGCUUUACUGUGGACUCUGAGACAGGUGUCUACUGCCUCCUCCUGAACUGCUCUGAGACUGGGGAAACUGUCUGGAAGUCCUCAGAGCCUGAACCCACCUCUGACAACAAGGAAAGCCCUGGUAAGGAGGAGGAGGACAGCGAGGACAGCUUAGACACCUUGAACGACACCCUGGACGAUAUGAUCCAGGCCUCCCAGCUUCAUCCUCAACACCCGCGCUCACUACAGGCACCACGGGUGAAAACAUGGAGGUGGACAACAGUGUGGAGAUCCCUCUCAACAAGGCUACCAUCCUGCGGGGACACCAGAGUGAGGUGUUCAUCUGUGCCUGGAACCCAACCACUGACCUUGCCUCAGGGAGACAGCAUGGCCCGCAUCUGAAACAUGAAUGACAGCACCACCUCCCUGAACCAGCUUGUUCUGCAGCACUGCAUUCAGAAAGGAGGCACUGAGAGGUUCCCAGUAACAAAGAUGUCACUUCCUUAGACUGGAAUUGUGACGGCACCUUGCUCAUCACAGGAUCUUACGACGGUUACACCAGAGUUUGGAUGACAGACGGCCGACUAGCCUCCAACUUCGGCCAGCACAAGGGUCCCGUAUUUGCCCUUAAGUGGAACAAAAAGGGCAACUACUUC
Molecule: messenger RNA, 1959 nt
Organism: Scylla paramamosain (green mud crab)
Lineage: Eukaryota; Metazoa; Arthropoda; Malacostraca; Decapoda; Portunidae
Exons: 7
Coding region: 1226-1705 (159 amino acids)
Source: RefSeq, a predicted model, not a curated record